GAGGAGCAGGAAAACCCAGGAAGGGGAGGGGAGGGGAGGGGUAAGGAGUAAAGGGGAGGAGGCCGUGCGGGGUGGGGCCCAGCAGUACGCGCUGGCUGCGUCGACGUGCUGACGCCAUGACGCCCCGGCCGGUGUGUGUCGAUGUAUGUGUGUGUGUGUGAGUGUGCGCGCUCCGAGUGUGUGUGUGUAUUUGUGUAUCGGCGGUCCCGCAGGUCCCGGAUGUUGCGGACAGUAUGAGGCGAGCGCAGGGGGACGGGGACCAGCAGCUGUCGCCGCCGCUCUCAGGCUCUGGGAAGUACCCUUCUCCUUUCUGUCUCUAGGAGUUUGACUACUAUGGAAGCCUCACUCUGUCGCCCAGGCUGGAGUGCAAUGGUGCCGUCUUGGCUCACUACAUCCUCCGCCUACCAAGUUCAAGCGAUUCUCCUGCCUCAGCCUCCCAAGUAGCUGGGAUUACAGAGAUUUCCUGUUAGACAAGACAAAUUAGAGUUUUUCUACUGACUUAACUUGGCACCGUCUCACUCUGUUGCCCAGGUUAGAGUGCAGUGGCACAAUCUUGACUGACUGCAACCUCUGCGUCCCAAGUAUAAGCAAUUCUCCUGCCUCAGCCUCCUAGGGUGAAGAGAGAACAGAAAUCUUUGUCCCCUGACAUUGGAAAUCUUGUUUAACCUUCAAACUGGCGAUGUCAAGGGUCCCAAGUCCUCCACCUCCGGCAGAAAUGUCGAGUGGCCCUGUAGCUGAGAGUUGGUGCUACACACAGAUCAAGGUAGUGAAAUUCUCCUACAUGUGGACCAUCAAUAACUUUAGUUUUUGCCGUGAGGAAAUGGGUGAAGUCAUUAAAAGUUCUACCUUUUCAUCAGGAGCUAAUGAUAAACUGAAAUGGUGUUUGCGAGUAAACCCCAAAGGGCUAGACGAAGAAAGCAAAGAUUACCUGUCACUUUACCUGUUACUGGUCAGCUGUCCAAAGAGUGAAGUUCGGGCAAAAUUUAAAUUCUCCAUCCUGAAUGCCAAGGGAGAAGAAACCAAAGCUAUGGAGAGUCAACGGGCAUAUAGGUUUGUGCAAGGCAAAGACUGGGGAUUCAAGAAAUUCAUCCGUAGAGAUUUUCUUUUGGAUGAGGCCAACGGGCUUCUCCCUGAUGACAAGCUUACCCUCUUCUGUGAGGUGAGUGUUGUGCAAGAUUCUGUCAACAUUUCAGGCCAGAACACCAUGAAUAUGGUAAAGGUUCCCGAGUGCCGCUUGGCAGACGAGUUAGGAGGACUGUGGGAGAAUUCCCGGUUCACAGACUGCUGCUUGUGUGUUGCUGGCCAGGAAUUCCAGGCUCACAAAGCUAUCUUAGCAGCUCGUUCUCCGGUUUUUAGUGCCAUGUUUGAACAUGAAAUGGAAGAGAGCAAAAAGAAUCGGGUUGAAAUCAAUGAUGUGGAGCCUGAAGUUUUUAAGGAAAUGAUGUGCUUCAUUUACACGGGGAAGGCUCCAAACCUUGACAAAAUGGCUGAUGAUUUGCUGGCAGCUGCUGACAAGUAUGCCCUGGAGCGUUUAAAGGUCAUGUGUGAGGAUGCCCUCUGCAGUAACCUGUCCGUGGAGAAUGCUGCAGAAAUUCUCAUCCUGGCUGACCUCCACAGCGCAGAUCAGUUGAAAACUCAGGCAGUGGAUUUCAUCAACUAUCAUGCUUCGGAUGUCUUGGAGACCUCUGGGUGGAAGUCAAUGGUGGUGUCACAUCCCCACUUGGUGGCUGAGGCAUACCGCUCUCUGGCUUCAGCACAGUGCCCUUUUCUGGGACCCCCACGCAAACGCCUGAAGCAAUCCUAAGAUCCUGCCUGUUGUAAGACUCCGUUUAUUUUCCAGAAGCAGCAGCCACUGUUGCUGCCACUGACCACCAGGUAGACAGCGCAAUCUGUGGAGCUUUUACUCUGUUGUGAGGGGAAGAGACUGCAUUGUGGCCCCAGACUUUUAAAACAGCACUAAAUAACUUGGGGGAAAUGGGGGGAGGGAAGGGCCCAGGACUCGGGGGCUGUUCAACCUAAUGAAAACCCUGUUGCUGCCUCACUGUGUUAUCUAUGGCCUGGCCGAGUUUGAUACUGUGGGGAUUCAGUUUAGGCGCUGGCCCGAGGACAUCCCAGUGGUGGUACUUUGGAGCAAUCUGUCUGCAUCUGACUGAGCAGAACAAAUCGUCAGGUGCCUGGAGCAAAAAGGAAAAAAAAAGAAAGGACGUUGAGUUUUAACAGAAGGGAAAAGGAAAGAAGAAAAGAUUUUUGCAGAAUUUAUCAAAAAUCAGUUGGUGGAUUCCAGUAGUAUUUAUACUGAGAGAAACAAAUUUUAGUCCUCCCAGCUGUGCUAAAGCUUGGAUAUUUGUGAAAACUCCUCACCACCAUACAAGUACCAGAACAGCUCUCUUGUUGUUAGCACUUACUGUUUGCAAGAGCAGAAUACAUCCUUUCAUGCUUUUAUGAAAAAUGACAAGUGAAGGCGAAAGGGGAAGGUUAUUUGAUCUGGAAGAUGAGUGUUCUGAUGUGGUGGCUUUUGCAAAAAUCCAUUGGUGUUGAAAACUGGAAAAAAUAAUUCAUCCAGAAUUCAUGCUGUGUUGACAAGAACUAUGGUUAUCUGUUUUUAGAUAUUGUGGAAAAUGUUUUUUGGUAUUUUUCUCCGAUUUUAUUUCUUCUCCCCCGUCCCUUUUUCUAAAAAACAAAAACAAAAAACACAAAAACAGAAUGAAAGAAGAGAGAAGGAAAUUUUAUUAAUUAAAAAUGCUGUGUGAUAAAAUCCCAGCCCAGAUUGCUCAGCUGUUUGUACCUGACUUGCCGCCUGCAUAGGAGCCAGUUCUGUUCCUUCUGACUAGCCCCUCUUCCUCCAGGGGAAAACUUCCAAAUGUUAAUUUUUUUCUUUUUGAAAAUAUAAAUAAUUACUAUUUUGUA
This is a messenger RNA of Callithrix jacchus (white-tufted-ear marmoset), 2907 nucleotides long. It is a transcript of the gene SPOP, whose product is annotated as speckle type BTB/POZ protein. Gene Ontology annotation, molecular function: protein binding. NCBI's taxonomy places the organism in Eukaryota, Metazoa, Chordata, Mammalia, Primates, Cebidae. The record is from RefSeq and is a predicted model, not a curated record.